UAGGUACACCUGUCGCGGCGGCUACGAGAUGCCGGAUGAAUAAAUAUAUUAAAAAGGUGAUGGCAUUGGCAGGCAGCCUGCCAAAUCAAAUUACGCCUCUUCUCUCUUUGUUCUUUAAAUUCUCUUUGAUCAUCAUUCUCCCCCAUCUUGUUGAAUCAAAUCUUUAUUUUAAAAAAAUGGGAAUUCCGUCAGAAAUGAGGGAUGUUUGGGUACAGAGAAGAGCAAAGUUCUUCAUAAUUCCUUCUCCCGCUGAAGACCAGAAGAAAUUGAGAGCCCAGCAAUCCUCCCAAGAAGGUAUUCGUGCCGGUCUCAAGGCUGCCGCCAUUACCGGCGUUUUUACCGCUGUGCCUACAUUGAUUGCAGUUCGUAAGGUUGCUUGGGCAAAGGCAAACCUCAACCAUACUGCUCAAGCACUUAUCAUAAGUGGAGCAUCGAUUGCCGCUUACUUCAUUACUGUUGAUAAAACCGUGUUGGAAAGCGCUAGGAAGAAUUCUCGAGCUCAAUUUGACAACAAAAUUGCUUGAAUACCUCAUCCGAAGGUAAUGCAAAAUGGACUGAGAGCAACUUUACUAUAUGUGUUACAGUUUAAUGAUGUCGGUCACAUUAUGCGAUUGUUUUCCUUCCUGGGUUUUAUGUUCAAAUGUUGAUUCUCUGUUCCAGAAUUUAAGCUGGUUUGCAGUUUUUAGGUUCGAUUGUAUGUUGUUUUAUUGUAUGUAUUUAACAAAGUAGUAGCGAGUGUUCAACUCAUAUCAAUGAUAUAAGUUCAAUUUGUAAAUUCAAAUUGCAAGGAUUACCUACUAGUGAUGUGUGGGGUAAUGAUUUACUCUUAUUAA
This is a messenger RNA of Gossypium raimondii (Peruvian cotton), 833 nucleotides long. RefSeq names its product early nodulin-93. The transcript is spliced from 4 exons. The record is from RefSeq and is a predicted model, not a curated record. NCBI's taxonomy places the organism in Eukaryota, Viridiplantae, Streptophyta, Magnoliopsida, Malvales, Malvaceae. The coding region runs from base 36 to 524 and encodes 162 amino acids.